Molecule: messenger RNA, 723 nt
Organism: Encephalitozoon romaleae SJ-2008
Lineage: Eukaryota; Fungi; Microsporidia; Unikaryonidae
Product: mevalonate kinase
Exons: 1
Coding region: 1-723 (240 amino acids)
Biological process (GO): isoprenoid biosynthetic process
Cellular component (GO): cytoplasm
Molecular function (GO): mevalonate kinase activity; ATP binding
Source: RefSeq, a predicted model, not a curated record
AUGAAGUCUUCUAAAAAGAGUGAGACUAUUGUCAUUGAUGCAGAAGGAAAUCAUAUAAACUUAAUUGAGAAAUACAAGCAUGUUGUUCCUGGGUUUAGCAAGAUUCUCUCCUUGGAAGCCCCAUUGGGAUGCGGAUUAGGAACAAGUGCUGCCAUAUCUCUUCUAUUAUCAUAUGGUAAGACCCGUAACACAGACAUAUUAAAGGAAGCUCUUGAAAUAGAAAACGUAUUCCAUGGAAAGGCAUCUGGCGUUGAUGUAAUGGCUUGCUAUACUGGAGGCCUGAUCUCUUUUAAGAAAGGUACUGUGCAAAAGCUUCCUGCUCACCAUCUCUCUCGGUUUAAAAUACUCAUCUUCAACGCCAAAAUACCUAAGAACACAGAGAUAGCCAUUAGGUUAGGGAAACGCAAGAAAGAAUUGUAUGACGAAAUAGGGAAGGUUUCAGAAGAAGCAUACAAGCUUCUGCAAAGGGAGUUCACAUUGCAGGAGUUGUACAAGCUUAUAAGAAGGAAUCAAGACUUACUGGACGAGCUAGGGGUCUGUCCCGAAGAAAUGAAAGAUGUAGUGGACAAAAUGAGGGAGAUUGGUGUUGAGGCAAAGAUAACAGGGGCUGGGUGUGGAGGACAUCUUGUAACAGUAGUAAAAAAAGAGCAGGAGAUCCCUGGAUGGAGAUCUGUGUCGAUUGAUCUGGAGGGAUUCCAUGCUUUUGGCACUGGAUUCCAAUGA